Messenger RNA from Prinia subflava (tawny-flanked prinia), 3017 nucleotides. It is a transcript of the gene ZCCHC7, whose product is annotated as zinc finger CCHC-type containing 7. The transcript has 11 exons. The record is from RefSeq and is a predicted model, not a curated record. Gene Ontology annotation, biological process: nuclear mRNA surveillance of mRNA 3'-end processing; nuclear polyadenylation-dependent rRNA catabolic process; nuclear polyadenylation-dependent snoRNA catabolic process. Gene Ontology annotation, cellular component: TRAMP complex. Lineage: Eukaryota; Metazoa; Chordata; Aves; Passeriformes; Cisticolidae. The coding region runs from base 352 to 2157 and encodes 601 amino acids. Gene Ontology annotation, molecular function: zinc ion binding; RNA binding.
GGCCGGAAGCACGUGGCCGGGCGGCGGGGCCAGGCCGCGGCCACUUCCUGCUCGGCGGGUCCCGGCGCGGCCGGAGCGGAACACGGUACUGGGGGAGUCGUGGCGCGCAGCGCUGGCCGUGGGUGAGCGAGCGAGCCGGCCAGCUGACCAUUCGGUCAGUCCCGGUGCCGAGCACUGACACCGACUGAGUUCCGGUGUCGGCAGUGAGGUUCGGGUGUGGAAGAGAUAUUCCUGUGAUCUCUUGAAGUGGCCUGGUGUGCAUGCUGAGCAAGAGGAAGAGCCCUUCAUUAUCCCAGUCACGUGUGGACCUGAGAGGAGGAGGAGGAGCUGUUGUUUGACCUUCUGAGAAGGAUGGAUCAAAACUCAGACUCUUCACUUUCCAGAAUGUUUACCGGGUAUGAUGAUCCUGAGACUACUGAAGUGUACGAAGAUGAACUUUAUCCUGAGGAGUCAUCCAGUGAGCAGAGUGUUGAUAGCGAGGUGGAGUUUCAUCUCUAUAGCCAGAUCCACUAUUCCCAAGAUCUCGGAGAAAUCAGCACACUGGAAAUGGAUGAAGAAGAUGAUGGUGGAGAAGUCAUGGGUCAGAGUUCAUGUCUGACUGAGAAACAGGAUGAAGAUGAGAAGCGCACUGAACUCACUGAUGGUGGUACUCAGCUUCCAGAUGAGCCUGAGAUCAUCGUCCUGUCCGAUACACCAGAUGAAGACAGCAUCUACAAAUGCAAGGCAAGGAGGUCAAAAUGCUCCUCAGCUCCUGCUGGAACACACAUCCACCCGGUAUCUUCCACACCAAAUCACACCAAAGCUGCUGGAUGUAAUGCCCCGUGUCUCCCUAAAUCUGGUGUGGGCACACGAAGGCGGAGAAACAGCACUAGUAGGAGGCCUAGCCCAGCCUGUUCUGCUGGACCUCAAGCCAUCCACGAUGUGUUGGUAAUAGACAACAGCUCGGAGGAGGAGAGCUUGAUCUCUGACAGUGAUAACGUCGAAAGCUGGAUGCUCUUGGGAGCUGGUGUUGAUGACAGGGAUGGAGACAUCAUGCUGAACCUUGAGGGCUGUGUCACUCCUGUCCACGGAGGAGAAAUUGAUGUGAACUGGUCCAUCUCUCAUAAAGACUUAGAGGCACAGAUCUCCAACUAUGCGGGUGGGAGGCACAGCAGCGUGCGGUACUACACAUCUGACAAAAAUAUUACUUGUAGGAACUGCCACAGACCAGGACAUUUGUCCAAGAACUGUCCCACUCCAAAGAAGGUUCCCCCGUGCUGUCUGUGUGCAGGAAGAGACCAUCUGCAGCACAGCUGCCCAGCACGUUUCUGUCUCAACUGCUGCUUGCCCGGGCACUAUUUCAAGGAAUGCCUUGAGAGAGCCUAUUGGAACAAACACUGCAACCGCUGCGACAUGAAGGGUCACUAUGCGGAUGCUUGCCCAGAAAUAUGGAGGCAGUAUCACCUAACAACGAAGCCAGGACCCAUCAAGGCAGCCAAUUCCCACUCGGAGCGCUCUGUGUCUGUGUACUGCUACAACUGCUCCCGCAAAGGACACUUCGGAUACGAGUGCUCAGAGAAGCGGAUGCAGGGAAACAUGUUUCCCACUUCUCCCUUCGUCUACUACUACGAUGAUGAAUGCGAUAUCAGGAGGAGAGCCAACAGGUUAAAAAGAAAGGUGGCAGACCUGCAGGAAGCUGGCCUUCUGCCAGAACAAUCUGAAACAUCAUUGCAGGAAGAACAGCUUGAGGUGAACAGAGGAAGAACAGCCCAGCCACAGAACACCGUUGAGGAGGAACAGCCCAGCAACAGGAAAAAGAGCAAACUUUGGAAAGAACAGAGGAAGCAAAGCAGGAAGAGUGAGCAGCAAAAGAAGAUGAAGGUGUUCUGGGCAAAGAAACCCCAGGAGGAGAAGCACAGGAGGGGUGUUGAAAUCCACUGCGAACCAGAGGGCUUCCCUCGAGGGUACAAGAAGCAGGGGUGCAAGGGCAGCAGGGUCCGUCACAAGCCCCUUUUCCAGGCAUUCUCAGGCAGCAAGGCCAUGUGUGUGCAGCAGCCUCUAGAAGGUGCCAAAAAGAAGAAGAAAUUGAAAAAGCAGAAAAAUGCUACUCCUGACAGCAGGGACAAUCUAUUCCUUAUAAAACAGCGGAAGAAGAAGUCCAAACAAAAAUCCUGGUGAUGGUAUUCCUUGUCUCUGGCUCUGCCUUUUCUUUAUUCCUGUCCCUCUUACCACAUGAAUUUGGUCCGUCCCUGACCCAGCAUGCUGGGCACCAUCACCCAUCCUGGCCAUCUCCUCAGCCAGAGGGGACCACUCCAUCUCUGUGAGCUGUCCCCAUGGCAAGCAGGACCCAGUGCUCCUGCCAGGGUGGUCUCGGAGUAUGUUGUAUGUUUAUUUUCUUUGCUUGGGGAUAUGGGGGCAUGCUGGGUUCGGCAGGGUUUGUUUCUUCACCAAUGAGAUGUAGCUGUGCUGUUGGAGCACAGCACCUUUGGGGAUAAUAUUGGGGAGACUUGGGGUCGGGGGGGUUGGGAAAGCAGGAACACGGGUAUAAAGCACAUCCCCUCAUUGGCCACUGGUCCUCUCCAAAGUGCAGGAGGGCAUUGGGCACUUCCCUCCCUCUAGAAGGGGCAGCCAACUCUCUGCUUUAUGCUCUGGGAUGCAGCAGUCACCCACCUCACUCCAGAGUGGUGCCAUCAAUCCACUGCCCUCAGGGCUCAGCUUUUGGGGCUCCAUCCCUGUCCUUAACAGCUGGUCAGCAGAGCAGGAGUGAGCCAGCAGGUGGGCCUGGAACAGAGUUUACAUCUUAUACUAAAUCUAUCCUUGUUCCCUUUGAUGUGGAGGCUGUUUCUGGAGAAAAAAAAAAGAGUGGAGUAUGAAGAACAUAGUUGGUUCCAGUCACACUGUGCUAAAAUUUAAUUUUUUUAAAAAACAGUUAUUUUUGUACACUGGAAUUCAGCACGUUGUUUUAAGGUUUGUAAGAAUAAAAUGCUUUAUCAAAGGACUAACAUAAAUAAAACUUUUCAUGAGAAAUAGGAAAAAAA